Molecule: messenger RNA, 4156 nt
Organism: Hemibagrus wyckioides
Lineage: Eukaryota; Metazoa; Chordata; Actinopteri; Siluriformes; Bagridae
Gene: loxl2a
Product: lysyl oxidase-like 2a
Exons: 14
Coding region: 192-2417 (741 amino acids)
Biological process (GO): sprouting angiogenesis; peptidyl-lysine oxidation
Cellular component (GO): membrane
Molecular function (GO): protein-lysine 6-oxidase activity; copper ion binding
Source: RefSeq, a predicted model, not a curated record
GCUGUUCUCACGUUCCGGAGGCAGGAAAAGAGGAGGAGAAGGGGGAUAAAGAGAGAAGAGUGAAAAGCCCUGGGAGAGUGGGAAGGCGGUGCAGGGCGCAGUGAGGAAGAGGAACGGUGAAGUGAAGGAGCUGAACAACUUUCAUCCGACUUGAAUUCUCCAGCUCCUCUACAGUAUUCGUGUGUGUGUGUAUGACGAUGGCCAGCCAGUUGUCCUCCGUGUUCGUAGCGGCAUGUGUGUUGGCCAUGUGUGUGUGUCUGAGUGUGUGUGAGCCCAUCACUUUGCGUCUUUCUGGAGAGAAGCGUAAACACUACGAAGGCCGAUUAGAGGUGUAUUACAGCGGAGCCUGGGGGACGGUGUGUGAUGACGACUUCGACCUCAACGCCGCCCAAGUGGUGUGUAGACAGCUCGGAUACCUCGGUGCUGUCUCUUGGUUUCCGUCUGCUAAAUACGGCAAAGGAGAAGGUCCUAUCUGGUUGGAUAACGUCCACUGUACAGGAAGGGAGGCGUCCAUCUCGGACUGUCAAUCGAACGGGUUCGGAGUUUCAGACUGUAAACACUCGGAGGACGUCGGAGUCGUCUGUACACAAAAACGCAUCCCAGGAUUCAAACACAUCAGCGUUGCCAGUAACGACGGGGAGACUCUGGAUGUGCGAGUAGAGGACGUGCGUAUCAGAGCCACCUAUUCCCAGCGUAAGCGUAUUCCGAUCACAGAGGGCUUUCUGGAAGUGAAGGAUGAGGGGAAAUGGAGGCAGAUCUGCAGUGAGAACUGGACUCCACAAAACAGCCGUGUAGUGUGCGGCAUGUACGGCUUCCCCGGAGUGAAGGGCUUCAACACUAAAGCCUACAAGCUUCUGUCUCAGCGCAGGAAGAAGAACUACUUUGGUUUCUCGGUGAAUUGCACAGGAAAUGAAGCUCAUCUGACUGAAUGCAAGAUGGGCAAAACUCUGAAAGUGUUGAAAAAUCUGAAUGCCACAUGCGCCAAUGGAAUGCCUGCCGUGAUCAGCUGUGUUCCUGGAAGAGCCUUCGCACCUACACAGUCCUCAGGAUUCAGGAAGGCCUACAGAGCAGAGCAACCCCUGGUGCGUCUACGUGGAGGGGCGAAGCUGGGUGAAGGUCGAGUGGAAGUGCUGAAGAACGGCAUUUGGGGAACAGUGUGUGAUGAUAACUGGGACAUGAAAGCCGCCGGCGUGGUGUGUCGAGAGCUGGGCUUCGGAUCUGCUAAAGAAGCUCUGACUGGGGCACGAAUGGGCCAAGGAAUGGGCCCGGUGCAUAUGAACGAGGUGGAGUGCUCAGGGUUCGAGAAGUCUCUGACUGAGUGUUACUUUAAUAAAGAAGCUCUGGGUUGCAGUCACGAGGAGGACGCAGCGGUGAAGUGUAACAUUCCUGCCAUGGGCUUCCACAACAGGCUGCGUCUGAGCGGAGGCCGGAACCCGUACGAGGGCCGCGUGGAGGUGCUGGCGGAGAGGAACGGCUCGAUGGUGUGGGGAACCGUGUGCAGUGACAGCUGGGGAAUCAUGGAGGCCAUGGUGGUGUGCAGACAGCUCGGAUACGGCUUCGCUAAUCACGCCUUCCAGGAGACGUGGUACUGGCAGGGGGAAGUCGGUGCUGAUGCUGUAGUGAUGAGUGGAGUUCGGUGUUCAGGUACUGAGAUGACUCUGGCUCAGUGUUUGCAUCACGGGAAACACGUCACCUGCCCCAAAGGAGGAGGAAGAUUUGCAGCUGGAGUCUCCUGCACUGAGAGUGCCCCAGACCUGGUGCUAAACGCAGAGGUCGUCGAACACACCACGUAUCUGGAGGACCGGCCGAUGUAUGCUCUGCAGUGCGCUCAUGAGGAGCAGUGUCUCUCCCAAAGUGCCAACUCGGCAGACCCAUCCUCGUACCGACGACUGCUGCGCUUCUCCUCUCAGAUCCACAAUAACGGCCACAGCGACUUCAGACCUCGCACCGGACCCCACGCCUGGGUGUGGCACGACUGUCACAGGCACUACCACAGCAUGGAGGUUUUCACCCACUACGACCUUCUGAGUAUGAACGGCACUAAAGUUGCCGAAGGGCACAAAGCCAGCUUCUGUCUGGAGGACAGCGAGUGUGAUGAAGGAAUAAAUAAACGUUACGCCUGUGCUAAUUUCGGUGCUCAGGGGAUCACUGUGGGCUGCUGGGACACCUACAGACACGACAUCGAUUGCCAGUGGAUUGACAUCACUGACGUCAAACCCGGAGAUUAUAUAUUCCAGGUUGUAAUCAACCCUAACUAUGAAGUAGCCGAGUCUGAUUUCACCAAUAACAUCCUGAGGUGUAAAUGUCGCUAUGAUGGAUACCGGAUCUGGACUUAUAACUGCCAAACAGGUGGCUCUCGAAGUUCAGAUGUGGACGAAUAUACAGGCUUAAUGACCAAUCAGCUUCAGCGCAGGUAGAAAACUAGCCAAAGUGAGGAAAGUGAAGAGUGGAGUGAAGCGCAGACGGACUUCUAACAUGAGAAGAGAACCAACCACUAGAGAAGGGAUGCUGACGUGACCAUCCUGCACCUACCGUUACUCUGUUUACUGUCUAGAACUCACGACGGCUGUCGUUACCACCGUAUCCCACUCAACACAAGACCAACGGCUCGGAGAACAGCACAGGAAACCCAGGUUCCCGUCUUGAUAGUAAUUUAUUGUAGUCUGGUAAAAUAACACGCUCCAAAAUGCCUGUUAGCUUAGUGUGUAAUAGAGUUUUAUUUUUUCAUAGAAUUGGCAUAGCUGUGUCUUUCUCAGUGACCAAAGAGUUUUAAUAGAUUUCUGAAGUGAAAUGUUCACCUCGUGCCCAGAUGCGUUUGCUUCUUUUGUUUCUGCACUGGAUCUUCAAUGCUAACCUCGCUAACGAGUAAGGGAAUUUCGAAAACCACACUCUUACCUCCUUCUGACCGGAGUCUGAUGCUGGCGCUGGGUAAAAAACCAAAUAGUCUACACAUAAGGUCUGUUUAAAAUGCUGACAAAAACUUUAUUCGAGGUAAGAUUAACGAUCAACACGUGCAGCAAGCACAGAACUAGCCGCUAAACACAGUAACUAGCUGCUAGCGUGAUUCUACUCUCACUGAGAACACAGCAGUUCUGUUUUUUAUUGCGUUUAUGAUUUGAACAAAGCGCUAUUGUGUUAAAAAAGACAAAUGAUCUCACCAUAGAGCUUAAUAUGUAGUUCAGAAAAGCUGUGUACUAACUAGCUAAUUCUUAGCUACGUUUUUCACCUAGUGAUGAGAUAAAUAGUUCAUUUUGACCUUUACCACAAAUACCACCUUUACCUUACUUUGUUAGCUGAUUAGACUUGUAGCUCCAGUGCAAAUAAAAUAAUAAACCGUAAUGUUGUGCUGAUCUAAACAGCUAGUCGAACGCUAUGCUAUACGGUGGUGCGACGUCUAAAUCUACGAGAUGCUCUACUCAAGGCUCACAAUCAUAACUCCUUCCCUUCAAAUUAGGAGACAUGUACUGUACUGAAUACAACUCUCACUUGAAAUUAGGCAUGUGCCAAUAUUAAAGUUCCAUAUUGCAAUAAAUGUGUCGGAAAAACGACAAAGUUUUGUCUUAAUGGCUAGCAUGUUAGCUCUUCACGCUAAAACUCACAACCACAGCAAACUAGCAAACUUCAGCGAGCCAGUUAUGCAUGCUGGCCAUUAAACCGUGAUCUUAAGCUACGGAUCGAUUCUUAAAUCAAGAUUUUCAGGACAUACCUACUUGAACAUUUUAAUUUCUGUACUCACCUGACAUCACGCCAUGCUAGUGCCAUGCUGCGAGCAAUACUUAGCGCUUUUGCAUGUUACUUUCAUUAUUUUACAGCUUGUAUUGCAUUCUUUUUUUAAAUAAAAUUCUGCAGAUUUUAUAAGAACACCUGCACAGCAAUGGUACCGUUUUCCACUCAGUCAGCUUCUUUGGCUAAAUUCAUCAAGCAUGCUUUGUAAUUUAUUCCAACCAGUCAGGGAUUUUUAUUAUUUUUUUUGAUAACUCAUAAAGCAAUGUGGAACUAAAAUCUUGUUGCCGUUUCACGAACCUUGUGCCCUCCGUUUUAUGAGGGCGUUUACAGCCAUUCGAGUGGUUAACGCAUCAUGAUGUGUUUACUGUUGAAUGUAUGAUUCACAUUGCGCCUUGUUUUGUUUUCUACAAUAAAAAAAACAUAUUUAUGA